Messenger RNA from Soboliphyme baturini, 3968 nucleotides. Lineage: Eukaryota; Metazoa; Nematoda; Enoplea; Dioctophymatida; Soboliphymatidae. The record is from the annotation of a GenBank genome assembly.
AAAGUCAUCGGUGGCGAAGCGGAUGAAAACUGCAGCCGCACUCAGAAGGUGAAUGACCCCCAGCAGAACUUUGGCCAGCUUUGCCGGACAGCAUUCGCUGAGCUGAUUGAAUCGAAUGAUCGGCCAGAUAUGCUAAACUUCCGUUUCCUUUUGUGGAAGUGCAUAGAGAAGUUGUCAGACGUUGCAGAAUCGAAGACACGCUACUUAUCUCCCGUUUUGUUGCGGAUUAUGGAAAAGGAACUUAUUAUGCUCGACAAAUCGAUGGCUGAAACGGAAGACAUCCGUGUUCAUCACAUGGCAGAAACUGUUGAUGCAGAUCACGCGGUCGAAAAGGUAAAACCUGAAAGCGCUUUGAAAUUGCGCGGUGGGCUGGUCUUGAGAACGCUUAUCACAUGCUUGAAUGUAUAUUCAAAAUUCCGACAUGCAGAAUCCGUUGCGAAAAGCGAAUUUUUAAAAACCUGGUAUCAUAAGUUGCUCACGAAUAGUCAACCCAUUGUGCAGAAGGCUGCUUUAUCGUGCGUGCUUUCGUACCGUGACAGCGAUUUGGAAAAUUACAGAGAAUUUCUUUUCAAUAUUUUGGACGACCAGUCAUUUAAUGAUCAACUGAUCAUGUUUUGUAUCGAUCCAGUGCUUACGAAGAUACCCACUGAACAGCGAAUGAAGCUGAUGCCGCUUUUACUCAGGAUAUUGUACGGAAGGAUGAUUGGACGGAAAGGGGCAUUGGAGCGCAGGGAUAAAAUAUUUCGUUUUCUGAUAGGGUUAGAGCAAGCGGAAAUGCGUAUGUUCCUGGCUAUCGUUUUUGCUCCUUUACAAAGGUUCCUUUCGGACGAUGUGAGUGUCGCUGCGUGUCUUGUCUCCGUUGAAGAUGCUUGCAACUUUGCCGCAUUCAUACCCCUUCGGAAGUUGACCGGAAUUGUGGAGACGUUGUCAGCGGUUUUGAAACGAAUGAGCGUACAAGUUUCCUUCUUCCGGAAAAGUCUUUUCAAACUGUGUCUAAUUCUGUACACUCUACCAACGUGGAUCCUGUCACGCAAAGAAGGCGCAUCUUUGAAUGCCGUUGCAUUUGCUCGCCACAUUCGCCUGUCAGCGCAACGCCGUAUAGUAGAGCAUUCUACCUUUCAGUAUUUUAAUGCGUUUAAUUGGAUGCCGUUGGAUAUGGACGAAACAGCGUCGUUGUUCAAGUUAGUGAUAUGGCCGCAGCUUGGAGUUUGCAACUUUUUUGAUAACAAGAACAACCCUGGUACUCUUUGGAACUUGUUUAUGACCUGGAGUAAUUCAACGAUUUUUUGGCACAUGUUGGACCAGGAGGAGCCGGAUUCUAAAAUCAGUCCACUUUCGGCAUUGUUUACCAUUUUGGACGAUCAAGAGACUUCAAUUAAUAGUCAAAAUAUCAUUCUUAAAAUAGUCAACAAUCUUUUGUUAUUAAUGAACAAUGAUCGUUUAUCUAACGACUCUGUGAAUUCGCAAAGAGGAAUCGUUCCUACCUCUGAAAUAGGCAAAAUGCUUUUACGGUAUGGCAAUCGAUUGGCGAUGUUCUUAUACCAGCGACAAAAGACUAAGAGAACCGUCGACGAAAUGGAUCUGUUUAUUCUUUCUCACCUGUGCAAGCAGAGUGUCACAGAUCAACCGCUGCAGCAAAUGUUCGUCACAUUGUUGCUAUCGUUAAUAUUCAAAAAACACUUGCCUGAGGCAUCAGAACAGGACAUUCUAUGUACCAUCUUGUCGCUUCUUCGCCUUCUUCCUGAACCAUCAGCUUAUUCUUCUUAUGUAUUUCCGUUGUUUGCGCGUCUGAAGUUUCGAGCAUCACGAGCGCUUCUUUGCGAAAUUUUAAACGUAGUAUACCCAAAGAAGGAAAGGGAAGACGUGCGAGAAAUUGUCAUUGGACUGAAUUCAUGGGACAAAUCCAAUGUCGAAGAGCCGGAUUAUAGGCGACGUUUGAAUAGUCACAACGCUGCCAACUCCCUUCUGAACACAGUCGAUGACGCCGACUUCUCUGACUUUUGUCGACUUCUCUUUUACAACUGUGUGCAUCUUUUGGAAGCGGGCAUCGACAUGUCUCUGCGAGAUAACGCAUGUUUUUCAAUGCAAAAGACAGUUGAAACCAUCCGCGUUCGUUUAAACUUCGAAGAUAGUUCGAAAUUAUUACGACGCUGUAUCCUGCCUAAACUGUGUUGUCUGCUUACUUCAAAAAGUGAUAUAGUUCGUUGCAGCGGCCUGCAGGUGCUUCGUUCCUGCGUUCUCAACUUUUCUACGCACCCGAAACUUAUCAGUUUAAGCCAGUUGAUCAGCGAAGACGAUACCGAGGCAGAUUUUUUUGAGAAUCUUCGGCAUAUUCAGCUCCACCGAAGGGCACGAGCUUUGCGUCGCUUAUCAGAAAAAAUGCUUAACAAACCGACUGACUUUCGCCGGAUACCUGCGGAGACGUUGCGUUGUUUCGUUCUGCCUGUAGUCGUUCCGCUGUUGACUGAUCCUGCGUUCGUCAAGAAUACUGCGCUCAUUGACGAAAUUGUCAAGUUCCUUGGAUGCUACUGUUCAGUCGCAUCAUGGAAAAAGUACCUCGCGCUUCUGAAGCAUUACCUCCGACAGAAAGGUUUGGAAGCGAUCCAAGCGAAGCUACGCAUAAGAAUACUUGUUUCCAUAUUGGAUUCAUUUCACUUCAAGCUGAAAAACUGCGAUUCUUCAGAACAGCCUGACUCCUCAUCACUCUAUUCUGAUAAGGAGCGAGAAGUGCUGGAUUCCAUACGGGGUCUGUUGCCGUCUUUGAUAAAUUACUUUUCUCGUGCUGGCAGCCACGAUUUCGCGCACAAGCUAUCUCAAGAAGCGAAGUAUGCCGACGAAGCUCUUGCAGUGGCCCGCAUACCAGUUGCUAUGGCAUUGGUCAACCUGCUAACUAAAUUGCCGGAAUCUUUUCUCAGCGAUAACCUCAGUCGGAUAAAUUUUAAAAUUUACAACAUGCUGAAGAGUAGAUCAUGGGAAGUGCGUGAGACGUCGCGAAAGACGCUGUGCUCGAUCGCACGAUCAGUCGGUGCCACAUACCUAUCGUCAAUGGUCAAGGAUCUGAGGAGUGUGUUGAUCCGCGGAUACCAGCUUCACGUACUCACCUACACCAUCUAUACACUGUUGACCUCGGUCGCUAUGGAACUGAAGCCGGGCGAUCUCGACGGCUGUCUGCGCGAUAUCUGCGCCAUAUGCAAUGAGGAACUGUUUGGUGAAUUGAGCGAAGAAAAAUCGGUCGAAAAGAUUACGCGUACCGUAAGAGAGGCGAGAGAGUCAAAAAGUGCGGUUACCUAUGCAGUUCUUGGUCGUUUCAUUAUGCAGGAUGAUCUUAAAUCGAUUGUGGAGCCGCUUAAAGAGAUUCUGAAGUCCAGGCAUGACACGAAAACCGUCAACGUUGUUUAUGCUGCGUUACAUCAGUUCGUCGACGGUGUGAUUAUGAAUCAGGCGCUCAGCAUUGAAGCAUUGCUCAUCUUUUCUCAUCAGAUGUUAUCUGAGGGCUUGCAGCUGUUGAAUGAAUCACCGCGAAGCAAUAAUCAUGCAAAUGAUGGAGAAAUCCGUCCUGUCAUCAUUAGCACGUAUAUCGUACCGGCGGAGCCACGAAGAACUGGUGAAAUUCCUAAACAGUCUAUCAAAACCAGUCUGCAUGUGUUGGUUCGAUUCGCGUUGGAGAUUUUUCACCUCACAUAUCGCAAGAAGAAUCUUCAGAAAACGGAAACCAUGUAUCUCGCCAUGCUUGAUCCGUUUGUUUCGCUCUUCGUCGAUGGCUUAAGGUCAAAAUAUCCUAAUGUAGCUACAGCUGUUCAGGUCGUCACCGUCACCGUGCUCUCGGUUGAUUACUAUGAAUUUAAUGACGACCAGCUGCAGCUGUUGCUGCGUUAUGCAGAAGAAGACCUCUACGAAUCUCAGAGACAGGCUUCUGCCUUCUCUUUGAUAAAGGUACGUUUGUUUUUCUCUCUCUCGCAAAUUUAAUG